Molecule: messenger RNA, 3612 nt
Organism: Ostertagia ostertagi
Lineage: Eukaryota; Metazoa; Nematoda; Chromadorea; Rhabditida; Trichostrongylidae
Source: the annotation of a GenBank genome assembly
AGUGGCCAGGUAGGAAUUGGCCCCCCAAUAAAAUGCACUACGCUAGCUGUGAAUGCCAAUAGUGAGCUACUAAUAGGAGGCUCAAGGAAGUGUUUCAUUAACGGUAUCCUGAGUGGUGAGUUCACACCUACAGGAGACAUUGUUGAGAAAAGAGGCGAUGAGUUCUUCAUUGUUGGUAGAAUUGAUGAUCAGGUCAAAGUUAAUGGUAUUCGUUGCAAUCUCGCCUUUCUCUCCGAGCAAGCUGCGAGUUUAGAUGGUGUUACUUUUGCGCAGUUUCUACUGUAUAAGGAGAAGUUCCUAAUAUUAUUCGUUGUAUCUGUUUUACCAUUGGGAAGCUCUUUGAGAGAAAUUCUUCCCCAUACACAUUAUCCUUCAAAGGUAGUUUAUCUGGAUAAUAUUCCAGUAAAUUCCAAUGAGCAUUUAGGAAAAACUGAUCGCUCGCGCUUAAUUGGAAUUUUGGAGGAGGAGUGCCAAACUCAGAUGAAGUCCUUCAGCUCUGUCAUCGAAUUUCUGAAGAAAUUUCGCAUAACAUCUACUGUUGACUUCUCAUUCCACUCUUUCCUUGACUAUGGGAUUCGUUCUACUGAAGCGGCCGAGAUAGCACUACAUUUGGGAAAAGUAGAAGCAUUGCACGACAUCUUGUCUCCUCAAAACACUAUAGCUAAGGUGCUUAAAAAGUAUUGGGCCGGAUUAUGCCGUGCGUCAGAUCAGGACAGAGUCACUCCGAGUAAUGUUGCCAAAGACUUGGUGAUAACUGUAGAUCCACAACCGAUUACAAAUUGGGCCUUCUACACUGGAAAGUGUAUCGACAGCACGCCACUGCUGGUUAAAAUACCCGAAGAAGUCUAUGUUGUCGCUGCUUCUCAUUCUGGUCUUGUCGUAUGCAUUCGCGUCAAGGAUGGCUUCUGUCGGUGGGAGAAUCGGCUCCAGUGUCGAUUUGAGGCUUCCGUGACACUCUGUGAUAACUAUGUUGUCGUGGGUGGAUUAGAUGGGUGUAUCUAUUUCUUGUCUGUAUUUACGGGUUCUUCGGAAUGGAAAUUUUCUACCGGUGAUAUUGUCAAAGCAGCAUGUGUGACAGAUGAGAAUGGAUUUGUCUACGUUCCAUCAUACGAUAAGAACCUCUAUAAACUCAACAGCAAGCUCAAAAAUUGCUGCUGGUCCCGCAAAAUCCAAAGUGGUUCUCCAGCGAAGGUAGUUUUCUGGAAUGAAUCUGUUUUUGUGACAACCAUUAGAGGCAGUGUUGAAGCUUUUGAUUCGGUCAGUUUCGCUUCCAAAAGCCCACGCGUUUCUUCAGGAUACCGUCUGAUUCUCCAAUAUUUUCGUCCGUUACACUUCUCAACGAACAUUGGUUAUGUCUCAUCAGUUGACGGUACCAUAACCAAAAUACGAUUAGACAGCGGAAUGAAGGAAUGCGUUGUCACGAUCAUGGAGCCUAUAUUUGCUUCUGUAGCCAUUUUCGACGAUUACGUCUACGCCGUCACAGAACGAGGCUGCUUAUUUACUAUGAAUAGGGAUCUUCGCGUUAUUCGUUGUUUCCGCUUUAUAGGGUGCUCUUUCGUAGUGCCUCCGCAUUGCAUUGCUCCCUCUGUGUUUGUUCUUGUGUCCUCCCCAGGAAUGCUAGUUGUUUUCUCGGAAAUUGAAGACGGAGUGCACGGCUUUUGUCUGGGGAACGGUAGUGUUUUUUCCAACGCAGGUCAAAUGGGAGGGUUCGAUAAAGCGCUGUUUGACAGAGAAACAUCUCGCAAUUUCGAUUCGAAGGAAAUUGCUGCAGUUACGGCUAGCUAUGAGAAAGAAGCUGCAAACUUAGUGAAGCUGAAAGAAGAGGUGCGAAAGGUUGUUGGCUACAUUGAUCUGACCACGCUGGCCGGAGAUGACACCAAAAGUAGAGUUGUGGCGCUUGUGGACAAAGCAUUGUCUCCAGUUCCUGGUGACUCUUCGACUACUUGUGCUGCGGUAUGUGUUUAUCCGCAACGAGUGCACGAUGUGGUGCAACAUCUGAACGGUACAAAGAGGAAGUUCAAUGUUGCAGCGGUUGCCGCAGGUUUCCCAUCAGGGCAAUACCAUUUGAAGUCGAAGCUGUUAGAAGUGGAGUUGACAGUAGCUGACGGUGCUACAGAGAUAGAUAUUGUCAUAAGUCGUGCCGCAGCUCUCGAGGGCGAUUGGAAAACUGUCUAUGAUGAGGUAUCGGCACUCAAAACAGCAUGUGGCAACGCCCAUCUCAAGACAAUUUUAGCCACUGGUGAACUGAAAACGUUGGCAAAUGUUUACAAAGCGAGUUGGGCUAGUAUUUUAGCAGUUGCCGCAGGUUUCCCAUCAGGGCAAUACCAUUUGAAGUCGAAGCUGUUAGAAGUGGAGUUGACAGUAGCUGACGGUGCUACAGAGAUAGAUAUUGUCAUAAGUCGUGCCGCAGCUCUCGAGGGCGAUUGGAAAACUGUCUAUGAUGAGGUAUCGGCACUCAAAACAGCAUGUGGCAACGCCCAUCUCAAGACAAUUUUAGCCACUGGUGAACUGAAAACGUUGGCAAAUGUUUACAAAGCGAGUUGGGCUAGUAUUUUAGCAGGCUCUGACUUCAUCAAAACUUCAACCGGGAAAGAAACCACAAACGCAACUUUGGAAGUCGCAUUUGUUAUGUGUUCAGCUAUCAAGAGAUGGCACGAACUUACAGGCAAAAAGGUUGGCUUCAAACCAGCGGGAGGGAUCAAAACACCAUCGGAGGCUCUUUCAUAUGUCGCUCUUAUCAAGGAUGUUUUCCCUAUGCGUGUGACAUUUCUACAUCCUGACUUGGGCAUUGGUGGUGCUGAGCGACUCGUUGUGGAUGCGGCCGUGGCACUGCACAACAAAGGCCAUCAAGUUAAGAUUGUGACGAGCCAGUUCGAUCCGAAUCAUGCGUUCAAGGAAACACAAGAUCUAGAUAUAAUGGUAAUUCGGUGGUUUCCUCGCACGAUUUUCGGUUUUAUGUGGGCCCUGUGCGCUUAUAUUAGGAUGUGCCUUGCUGCAAUCUACGUUUCUUUCUGCAUUGAUAGUGACGUCAUCAUUUGUGAUCAGGUCUCAGCGGCUUUAAUAGUACUGCGUUGUCUAUCCCGUUCUCGACUUAUAUUUUAUUGUCAUUUCCCAGACAUGUUGCUUACAACAAGGGAAUCUUUCUUGAAAGCCCUAUACAGGUAUUUUCUUGACGCCAUCGAAGAGUUUUCAAUUGGACUUGCGGAUGUAAUCUGCGUCAACAGCUUAUUCACUGCAUCAGUGGUUAAAAAGACGUUCAGGUCUCUCCAGAAUCGUGAACUCACAGUGCUUUAUCCCACACUCAACACAGAAUUCUUCGAUGGCAGCUGCUACUGUGAUAUUCCUGAAAUUCCGCCCACGGCUGAACACGUCUUCACUUCUCUUAAUCGAUUCGAAGUUAAAAAGAACGUGAAACUCGCAAUCGAAGCAUUUGCUGCUCUUCGAUCGAUGGUCUCUGAAGAAGAAUUCGCAUGCUGCCAUCUAGUCGUGGCAGGUGGGUACGAUCGGUUGAACGUCGAAAAUAUCGUCCACUUCAACGAGCUCAUCGAAUGCGUUUCUAAAAUGGAUUUGAGUCCCAGUCAGGUGACGUUCUUGCGUUCCCCUUGUGAGUGC